Penicillium macrosclerotiorum is the source of this 2715-nucleotide messenger RNA. RefSeq names its product chitin synthase I (gene chsA). The record is from RefSeq and is a predicted model, not a curated record. Lineage: Eukaryota; Fungi; Ascomycota; Eurotiomycetes; Eurotiales; Aspergillaceae. The coding region runs from base 1 to 2715 and encodes 904 amino acids. The transcript is spliced from 4 exons. Gene Ontology annotation, molecular function: chitin synthase activity. Gene Ontology annotation, cellular component: cell septum; cell periphery.
AUGAAUCCCCACAAUCUAAACGCCUACAAUAAUCGCACGCCAUCCCCAGGGCGACCGCUAGACAGCUAUCAGCUCCAGGACAAUCCCUAUGGACCUGCUGGCCACCUGCCCAUGCCCUCCAGCGAUCGCCUUGCUGAACAACCGACUUAUUCCGUUGAGAAUGUACACAAUUCCUACGGUCACCACGAGGCCUACGAGGGCCACCAAUCUCACCAACCCUACGGGUAUGGCGAUUACACGGUUGACCCCGAAGCCCACCACGACGCCUACUAUACGCAACCAUACGAACCGACGCAUACACCCCACGAUGAUUACGACCUUGGCCAGUAUCCAGAAGAUGGCCGUACUCCAUACGAUGACAACGCCCCAUUGGUAGCCGGCGAGAAUCCCUUUGGCCCGGACCCAUAUAAUGCAGAGUACCAAGACGAGCCGCGACCGACACCCAGUCCUGCUCCCAUCAAGCGCUGGAAGACAGUCAAAGAAGUUCAAUUGUUCAAUGGCAACCUUGUGCUGGACUGUCCCAUCGCACCCAAGCUGCUUAGCCAAGUUCCACAUGCCGAGGCCCCUGGUCGUGAUGAGUUUACGCACAUGCGUUACUCUGCUGCAACUUGUGACCCUUCCGAGUUCUUUGAGGAACGGUUUACUUUGCGCCAGAAGCUUUUCGCUAAACCGCGUCACACGGAACUCUUCAUUGUGGUAACCAUGUACAACGAAGAUGAUUUCCUGUUCGCGCGGACUAUGUCUGGUGUGUUCAAAAAUAUCGAGCACAUGUGCUCGCGCACCAGCAGCAAGACCUGGGGCAAGGACGCCUGGAAGAAGAUUGUUGUUUGCGUGAUCAGUGAUGGUCGUGCUAAGAUCAAUCCGCGAACUCGUGCUGUGCUUGCCGGUUUGGGCGUGUACCAGGACGGAAUCGCCAAGCAGCAGGUGAACAACAAGGACGUGACAGCUCACAUCUAUGAAUAUACCACACAGGUUGGCUUGGAGGUUAAGGGAACUCAAGUUCAUCUGAAGCCUCGAUCGGGCCCUCCCGUGCAGAUGAUUUUCUGUCUGAAGGAAAAGAACCAGAAGAAGAUUAACUCCCAUCGUUGGUUCUUCCAGGCCUUCGGUCGCGUGCUAGAUCCCAACAUUUGCGUUCUUCUGGAUGCCGGUACGAAGCCUGGUAGGGACUCGAUCUACCACCUCUGGAAGGCAUUUGAUGUGGAGCCCAUGUGCGGUGGUGCAUGUGGAGAGAUCAAGGUCAUGCUUUCGCAUGGCAAGAAGCUGCUGAACCCGCUUGUUGCCGGCCAGAAUUUCGAAUACAAACUGAGCAACAUUCUCGACAAGCCUUUGGAGUCAGCCUUUGGUUUCAUCUCCGUGUUGCCAGGUGCCUUUUCUGCCUAUCGUUACAUUGCUCUGCAAAAUGACAAGAACGGACAAGGUCCGCUCGAGCGGUACUUUCUGGGUGAGAAGAUGCACGGCGCCAACGCCGGCAUUUUCACGGCUAACAUGUACCUGGCCGAGGAUCGUAUCCUUUGUUUUGAGAUCGUUUCAAAACGGAAAUGCCGCUGGCUGUUGCGCUAUGUCAAGUCCUCGACAGGCGAGACUGAUGUCCCUGACCGCAUGGCCGAAUUCAUUCUGCAGCGCCGUCGUUGGCUGAACGGUAGUUUCUUCGCCGCCGUUUAUGCGAUUACUCACUUCUACCAGAUCUUCCGCAGUGAUCAUAGCUUCCUGCGCAAGUUCAUGCUGAUGAUUGAGUUCAUUUAUCAAACCAUUGCUAUGAUCUUUGCCUGGUUUGGCAUUGGUAACUUCUUCCUGGUCUUCCACAUUCUUACUACAUACUUGGGCAGCGAUGACCUCCUGGGCACUGCUGGUAAGGUUCUUGGGAUUGUUUUCGAAUGGCUUUAUCUGGCUACACUGGUUACUUGCUUCGUCCUCGCCCUUGGAAACCGUCCUGGUGGCUCGAACAAGUUCUAUAUGACGAUGGUGUACUUCUGGAUUUUCAUUAUGAUAUACCUGUCUUUUGCAGCAGUGUUUGUCACGGUGAAGUCCAUUCAGACAGAAGUGGCCGAAAACAACUUCUCAGUCAGCGAGCUGUUUACGAACAAGACAUUCUUCUCGAUCAUCGUGUCACUUGGUUCGACCUAUGUCAUGUGGUUCUUAGCCUCGUUCAUCUUCAUGGACCCCUGGCAUAUGUUCACCUCGUUCAUUCAGUACAUUCUCCUCACCCCAACUUACAUCAAUGUGCUCAACAUCUACGCCUUCUGUAAUACUCACGACAUCACGUGGGGCACUAAGGGUGAUGACAAGGCCGAGAAGCUACCGUCUGCUACUCUCAAGCCUGGCGGCAAGGUUGAUGUCAACAUCCCUCAGGAUGACGGUGACCUGAACGCCCAAUACGAGGCUGAACUUCAGAAGUUUGCCGUCAAGGCGCCGAAGGAAGAGAAGAACAUCUCGGAUGAAGAGCGCCAGGCAGACUACUACAAGGGGUUCCGAAGUGCUGUUGUGUUGGCUUGGGUGUUCUGCAAUUUCGCUCUUGGAGCUGUGGUGUUGAGUGCUGCUGGCCUGGAGACCUUUGAUGACACAUCUACCACCGAUAGCACCAACCAAGAUGAAACCCAGAGCGAACGGUCCAUGAUAUACAUGGAAGUCGUCCUUUGGAGUGUUGCUGGGUUGUCAAUGUUCAAGUUUUGUGGCGCCAUGUGGUUUUUGAUUGUUCGGAUGUUCCGAGGCGUUUGA